Molecule: messenger RNA, 909 nt
Organism: Gamsiella multidivaricata
Lineage: Eukaryota; Fungi; Mortierellomycota; Mortierellomycetes; Mortierellales; Mortierellaceae
Product: vesicle transport protein
Exons: 7
Coding region: 1-909 (302 amino acids)
Biological process (GO): retrograde vesicle-mediated transport, Golgi to endoplasmic reticulum
Cellular component (GO): endoplasmic reticulum; SNARE complex
Molecular function (GO): SNAP receptor activity
Source: RefSeq, a predicted model, not a curated record
AUGCCCGCAGCCAAUAUUCCACCAAUGGUCGCCACCUCAUCGCCUUCAGCUCUCGAGGUGAAUCUGCGUCGACUAAUGGCAAAGUGUGAUGCCAAGGUCCGCAGUUCUGACAAGAUUCUCCAGGGUUCAGACAGGACUAGAUACGCAACGAAUAUUAAGGUGUUAAAAGAAAUGUUGAUGGACCUGGAAGACGAACUUACGAAGAACGGCAAAGGAGAUAUCGACGCUCUAAUGGAAUAUGAGAAAAAAAUCGAGCAAUUGGCAAGCGUAGUGGACGGAUCAGCGCCGAUAGUAUCAGGCAACAAGGGCCUUGUGCAGGUGAGGAUGAUACCACCUGUAUCACAGACGCCUGACGCGUUGGCUCGCGGGAUCAACUCAGCUCCAAGGAGGAUAUCACAGCAUGUAUUGGAGCCCAGUCGCGAAGACCUCCAUGGUCAAUCAAGUCGCUCAAGCAAGGAACCGGACUUUUCAACACCAAAUAGAGCCGAUGAACUGUUGGGACUGCGAGAACGGAGAUCAGGAAAGGAUACCAGUCAGCAGCGACAGACGGAUGGCUUAAGGAUAUCGGACGCACGGGACCCCGCUCCUGACCAACGGCAGAUCGAAGCAGCCUUGCAGAAUGAUCGCACCCAACGUGAGGAGAUGGAGGAGGGAAUUUCCAGGUUGAUGCAGCAACUUCGACACAACGCCAUGGCGAUCCAACAAACUCUGACGGAUGAACAAAAAUCCGGGAUCCUAGAUGAUGCUGAUCAGGCGCUGGAUAACAACAUCUCGAGGCUGGGCAAGGAACGGACAAGACUUGAGCUAUACUCAAAGCAGAGCCGCAAAACCAAAUGGAUGAUUUGGGGCAUUGUCCUGGGCGUCAGUGUUAUGUUCGUAUUCAUGUUCUUCGUUAUCCGCAUCUUUUAG